This is a messenger RNA of Cyprinodon tularosa, 5484 nucleotides long. RefSeq names its product neurexophilin-1-like. The coding region runs from base 391 to 1221 and encodes 276 amino acids. The transcript has 3 exons. NCBI's taxonomy places the organism in Eukaryota, Metazoa, Chordata, Actinopteri, Cyprinodontiformes, Cyprinodontidae. Gene Ontology annotation, molecular function: signaling receptor binding. The record is from RefSeq and is a predicted model, not a curated record.
ACACACUCACAGGCAGGGAGAGAGGGAGAACAGAAACUGUUAAAACGUCUGUUCGCUCCUUCCACUCUCAGCAUCGCUCAGUUUCUGCAGGAGGCUGCAGCUCCAUCCCUUCAGGAUCUCUACCAGCAUCACUGAGCAGAUAUGAUCUGCACACUUCCCACUGAAGUCUCCUCACUCUCAGCCGGGAUCUCUUCAUUUUUUUAAUGGAUGACAAAAGACAAACGAGCAGUACUACCCCAUUGUGCCUUGGAUAUGGGACCGUGCGUCAGUCCAGCGGGAUCCGGGUCCGGUGCAGAGGGAAAAGCCUUCUCCUGAUUUUUUUAAAUUUUUUUUAUUUGAUUCUGCUUAAUUUCUUUAGAGGAGGUGAGGCUGUGAGUUUUACGCGCCGGAAUGAUGCGUCCCAACCGCGGCUUCAUCCUGCUCCUCCUCAACGGAACAGCUUGUUUGGUGGCGAUGGGUCAAGAAGAUGGCUCCUCAAACCCCAAGAGCUCUUCAGAGGCCUCCUCUAAGACGGUGGGCCUUCUGAGUGGGCAUGCCUCUAACUCACCCCUGAGUCGAUGGAUGCAGCACAGUAAAAGCAGAGCGGCUAAUUCCACCUCCUUGGAGCUGCCUUACCGCUCCCCUGUCCCUUUCUCCAAGCAGGAGUUCUCCAAACAAGAGUUCUGGGAGAUGUUAGGCAGUGAUCUGCUUAAACCUGACACCUCCAGCUCCAGGGUCAAACGUCGGCCCAUUGUCAAGACUGGCAAGUUUAAGAAGAUGUUUGGCUGGGGAGACUUCUAUUCCAACAUCAAAACGGUGAGGCUCAACUUGCUCAUCACUGGCAAGAUAGUGGAUCAUGGCAACGGCACUUUCAGUGUAUACUUUCGUCACAACUCAACGGGCCAGGGCAACAUCUCGGUCAGCCUGGUUCCACCUGUUAAGGCUGUGGAGUUUGACUUGGAGCGCCAGAGUGUUGUCUACCCAAAGGACUCCAAGAUCUUCAACUGCCGUGUGGACUAUGAGAAAGUGGAUCGAAGCAAGCGCACCUCAUUGUGCAACUAUGAUCCAUCCAAGACCUGUUUUCAGGAGCAGAUCCAGAGCCAUGUGUCUUGGAUUUGCUCCAAGCCUUUUAAAGUCAUCUGUAUCUAUAUUUCCUUCUACAGUACAGACUAUCGCCUAGUGCAGAAGGUUUGCCCGGACUACAAUUACCAUAAUGAGAUGCCCUACCUGCCCUCAGGAUAGAGGAGACAUGAUGGGUAGGAGAGAGGAACAGAGGGGGGUGUGACUGAACAAGUGAAGAGGAAACCCAAGUGAUAAAUGUUGCAGAGGCAGCAAGACACCCUAAAACAAAACAAAACAUGUAGCCUGACCAUUGUAAGAUGUAAGAACAUAUAUGCAAACAACAGUAUGCAGUUAAGAAACAUCCUGAACUAACAAUAAAACUCUGGAACCAUCAACCAAUACAUUCAUACCUCAGUCCUGCUUCUAAACUCUUAUCAUCUAGGCCGCAUUCCACCAACCGUAUAGUAAUUUCCAAUCCUUAUCUGAAUGUCCUUUUUAAUCACCCUUUACAAUUUUGCUCUUUUGCAAAGUCAAACAGCAGUGCGUGAAUUAAAAGCAGGCUUUUAAAUGGUCCAGUAAUACAUCAGAGAGCUGCAGACAGAUUCAGCGUUUAUGAUAAUUAUCAUGUCGUGUUUAACAUUGUGCUCUCUAAAGAUGAUUUAAACAGACCACGGGGAACAUAAAGUAUUCAUUUGCUCACAAAGUGCAGAUGAAUGUGGUGUGUAACCAGCCACAGCAUCAUUUUAGAGUAACGCCAAGGGCAGACGUUCUAUGUGCCAAAACUUUAUUAUGUGUCUUCUGAUUCAAACAUCCCAUCUCCAUAUUACUAAUAAACUGUUUUCAGCUGGCAAAAUCCAAUCCCAAUAUAUCCCUGAGUUAAAUUCCCUCCAAACAAAAUUUUCAAAUAAAAAGAGAUUGCUCGGCAGCAUUUCAAGGCCAGGGCUUAAGACAAGCUUGGUGUGAAGGAAAUAAUGAGAUGGUAUGCUGAGACAGACUUGAAACCUCCACACUGAUGAGAGAAAGUACAAGGUAGAGGGGUGAGAGAUACAGAGAUUUAGAGAGUUCUGUUAAUUACAAUGGAGAACGAGACAUGAUGUAUGCGGCUCCAUCAAUUGUCCCUUCUGUAUAAAAAAGAUGACAUUUUGUUGCCGUCAGGAUUCCUGAUUUCACGCCUUGAUAACUUUGACUGUGUGAGGGAGACUGCUCUCUCCCUUGGCAAAUACUGCAUUCACCAAAGUAAACCCACUUAUCUUGAAUGAAUGAAAAUUUUAUCAUAAUAAUUACAUAUAAUUUAAUCUCUUUUAGAUGUGAUUAAGGUUUCAACAAGAGCACCAAAUUUGUUCCUAAAAACAAGUCGCUGGGAAGAAGGAUAAGAAGUCUUUCAGGAGGAUUGUUUUGAUAAUUUCCCAUCGGGCGAGUGGCCAGUUUAGCUCCUGAGUUAACUGCUCUCAUUGAGAUAAAUGACCACUGGCUGACCCGUCUCAUGUUACUCACACAAACAAUAUCAGGGACACCAGCGGACAGCAACAAAAUAAAUCAGCCGCUUAACAUGUUUUCAUGCUGAAAGGUUAUUAGUGUGCUAUUUAUGAGGACACAAUGUCUUUUUGGUUAAUUAGAAUUAACAUUCACAAGACAGGUGUGAGGAACCAUUAAACUGAGGUAUCAGAUAUCCAUUUUGGUGCCAAUGUACUGUGACAUUGGUGAUAAAGAACAGAUAGGUCCACAGGAAGGAGCUGAAACAGCAUGCUGCUGUCCCAUGUGGACCCAAAUGGCAGUGAAUGGCCAAUGUAAAGCCUGUCUGUGGGGGCAGUCACAUAAGGCCUGUACCAGCGUGUCACUUUGCUUACUUAGCGUUAGCACAAAAACUAGCAUUACGACAAUUACCUUGAAAAACAUUUGUCACCCUUAAAACCUUUACACAUUUUGCCACAUUGAAAUUACAAACCUCAUUCUAUCUUAUAAUUUUAUGAGACGUAAAUGAAAUGUAAGAUUUAAUAUUCUAUAUUGUUGAAUAUUGCAAUGAUGAUACUGAUGCAACAGAGGUACAUCCUCCUCAUGCGUCUCUUUUUUCCAGCCUGUCAAACAGAAUUGACAUACAGUAGCAGGGAGUCCCUACAGGUGGCAGUUAUUAGGCUGCAGAGCGUAAAUGCAUCAUUCUUGAAAUAGUUUAACCUAAGCGUCAAACAGUCCUUAGGGUUUGCAAUAUCUCACAAAUUGUAAUGACAUUUAUGGUUUCAUAUAUUUUUAGAACUCCUAAUAGAGUAGUAUUAAGUAUUGCAUAAUUAUAAUGUGGAAUGAUUUUUUACUUUAUUUUUCAAAUGUUUAUGAACCUACUUUAAUUGGAUCCCUCCAAAUACAGUCUGGUGCAGAUAUUUGCCUUUAGAAGUCAGCUUUUAAAGCACCUUGUGUUCAAUUUAAUAUAAAUAUGUAUACAAUAUAUAUGUUAUAACCUAAGAGGUUUAUUGGAGACCAUAUUUGUGAUAGAAAGUAUCAAUAGCAAGGAACACAGCAGACCGGUCAAAGAUAAAGAUGUGGAGAAAUUUAAAAAGCAGGAUGAUGUCAUAAAAUGAUAGACAAUCACUCAGAGCAUAAUGAGGUCCAUUAUCUGAAAAGGAAAGGAAUACGGCAUAACCGGAAAGAAAGACAUAGUAAUAAAUGAAACAUGGUGAUGGCAGUAUCUUGCUGUGGAGCGCUCAGGAAAAAACUACUGAGAAAAUCCUGUUGGAGAUUCAAUAAGUUUUAAACUGAAACACUGGUUAAUCAUCACACAUUCACGGCUAAUUUGGAAUGAAUUAGAUUGGAGCAUAAUCAUAGAACCAUUUAAAUCGUCUUGAAAUAAAAUCUGUUUAGAAUCUGAUGAAAGAUCUGAGAAAUGCUGUUGAUAUGUCCUCUUCACAACCAGACUCAGUUUGGGCUAUUUUGCUGAUUAGAAUGGGCAUAAAUUAGAGAUUUUAAAUUCGCAAAGCUGGUAGAGAUACACAAGAAAUGACUUGCUGCUGGUUGCAGCACAAGGUGGCUCCAUUAUGUAUUGACUCAGGGAACCAAAUCCAAUUGCCUGACACAGAUUUGUAUUUGGAAGAAAAUUUUUUUUUAAAUUCUAUAGUUUUUCUUCUUCUUCACAUAUUUAUGCAUUUCUUUAAAUUAAAAUGAGGUUCUAACAUUACAAACCGUGUACAUUUUCAAAAGGUGUAAAUAUUUUCAAAAACAAAGUUCUUCAUAUCUGCAAAGUUCUUAGUUUUUUUUACACUUUUCAGCAGGAGAUAGCUCAUCUCUGUUAAAUUUGUGUUUGCAGUGCAAACUCUAGUCGUCGACAAAAAUAUCAACAGGGAACAGGCAGCAAAUUCACCUGUGGCCAUCAUGAAUGUUGUUAUUCUGUCUCAUGCCUUCUGUUCUUCUGUCUUCUAUUGUUUAUGUUUGCUUUGUAUUAGCAUUGAUUUUACAAACCAAUGUCCCAUCCAUUUGUUUAUAAGUGUAUCUGUCUUCAUACUUUCAUCAAGCUAAUAUCAGUGGCAUGUAUCAGGAAAUGCAAGAGUGGCUGGUUUCAAUUCUCAGAAAGAAUAAAUAAAUGCAGAGCAUCUGUGCCGCAUACGUUAUAGGUUAGGCAGCAGCUCAAACCGAAUGCCUGACGUCUGCUUGAAGGUCCUUUUUCUGAACUGCUGGCCUGAAUACAAAGUUCCAUGUGUCUCAAAUGCAUCAACCAGCAUGAAAAAGCCACAGCUUUCCUCUUUAUUUCAGUAUCCUCACCGUCCAGCUUACUCUGCCUCUUUCAGCAUCAAAUGUUUGCAUGUUCGAAUGCUGUCUUCACAUCUUUGUCUGAUUGAAUUUGACCCUUUCUACCUCCUUUUUCCUGGAACUGAGCCCUGCUGUGGGUAGUUCCUCGCUGCUGCCUUGCUCCCUUCUCAGCACACGAUUUGAGCCGGCUAAUCUCUAUGAGCUUAACAUCAAGAUAACUCAACAUCAGCAGUGAGAACUUGCCACAAUUCCCUUUUACAUCUGUAUCUCGUAAAAAUAUGUGUGCACACAGUUUUAAUACAUAUGGGUUUAUGUACUUCCCCAUUCCUGUUCAAAGCAUCUUACAUAAGCUCCUGGAUUGGCAGGAGGUGCAGCGUCCUGAAGAGCAUGCUAACAGAGUGCUGAACAUUAAUACGCCCUGCUAACCUCAGUACCCCCACCCAUCCAACCGAUUCUCAUCCCGCAGGGCCUCUGGAAACUCAAACAGUAUGAAAUCAAAGCUCAGAAACAUAAGCCCUGGGCAACUUUGACAAUGGAGAAAAUAAAGGAGAAAGGACACAUGUUGGGCUACAGACUGAUAAGACGCUCCAUCCUCUUCUCUUUACUGAUCCUCUCAAGUAAACAGCAAUACUCUCAGUGAGACACCACCCUCCGUGCCCCUCUGGGCGAAAUAAAAAAAAAGGCUGCUGAACUGUGAUUACCAGACAUGUU